CUUUAUAAUUCAGAAAGAAAAAAAAAAAAAACGUUUCUCCUUUAAGCUCUAAACGGCACACAGAAACGUAGAAGUAACCUGUUUCGGUCUCUGUUAUUUCAACGAACUCAAAAACCGGUGCUGCUAAUCCAAAUUAUUUCCUUGCAAUCCUAAUCGAAGACUAUUCAUAGCUCGGUGUUACUUGUAUUGGCUAUAAAUUCAGAAGGCUUCUGUUUCUAAAAGAAUGGGCAACUGAUUGAUACUAUCGAAUUCUUUUUCAUGUGUGAAAGGCAUCACUAGUGCAGUCUCAGAUGGCCACCGAUGCCAAUCUAUCUCGCAUUUUCAAGUACCUAUUCGCUACACAGUUCUUGUCAAGAGGAAUUCCAUUUAUUUUCAAUUCAUGGAUCGUGAGGCACCUCACAGAAGAGGAUUAUGCGCUGUACGCAGUUCAAUUUCAUCUGUUUGUCACCUGUGUCUUGUUUCUUAGUCGGGAGGGGUUCCGGCGAGCUUGCAUGCGAGCUGAAAUUAAAAGCGAUGCUACUUCUACAGAACAACAUGCAGAAAAGCUACUGAAAGUAGCUUGGAUAUCUUUCCCUCUUGGGAUAGUCAUCACAGUUGCUGCAUGCAUUUUCGUCUUUUGGUGGCAAGGACUAAGCUAUUCUGACCCAUAUGCACAAGCUAUCUUGAUUAAUGGUGGUGCUUGUAUACUGGAGCUAUUAGCUGAACCGUUGUAUAUCCUUUCUCAGAAUUUACUUCUGCUCAAACUGCGGUUGGUAGUUGAAACAGUUGCUACAUUUUUGCGUUGUCUGACUAUGUAUUUCCUUAUUGUCAGACAACCCAGCAUGGAGAAAGGGAUUGUUUUUGCAUUGUCACAGACUGCAUAUGGAGCUUGCUUAUUCAUUGGAUAUUGGAGCUAUUUUCUUCUUUUCCGUGUAUUUAGAAGUUCUGAACUUUUCCCUUUCAGACUAGGAAUCGCAAUUGAUUUCGAUAAGGAACUCUCAAACAUGUGUAUGCUGUUCACUCUUCAAUCCUUUCGAAAGCUCAUCCUUCAGGAAGGGGAGAAGAUGGUCCUUGUGUGGCUGGAUACUCCAUAUAACCAAGCUGUAUAUGGACUUGUUGACAAAUUAGGAAGCUUAGUGGUUCGAAUGGUGUUUCUUCCAUUUGAGGAAAGUUCAUAUGCUACAUUUGCUAGGUCUGCAUCAGGGAAAAAUCCACAGGAAGGCAAGAAGUUGGGGGGCUACCUUAUGGAGGCCAUGAAGCUUGUUUUACUAAUUGGUCUGGUGUUCAUGGCAUUUGGCCCAAGUUACUCUUACUCUCUCAUCAGAUUAUUGUAUGGCCAUAAAUGGAGUGAUGGAGAAGCAUCAACAGCUCUUCAAUAUUAUUGCCUUUAUAUAAUUGUUUUGGCUAUGAAUGGAACUUCUGAAGCAUUUUUACAUGCUGUUGCAACAGAGAACCAACUCAAACGUUCAAAUGAUUCAUUGCUUGUUUUCUCAAUGCUAUAUAUAGUACUGAAUGUUCUACUCAUACGGUCAGCUGGUGCAAUUGGCUUGAUUAUGGCAAAUUCAUUGAAUAUGAUUUUGAGGAUUAUAUAUUCUGCAGUAUUCAUCAAGCAUUAUUUCAAGGGUUCUUCAUUUUCUUUUCGCAGCUGCUUGCCUUCAGGUUGGAUAAUUCUGUUGUUUUCAGGUGUAACUACUCUCAUUUCUGAGAAAAUAUUUCUGGACCGUGAAAACUUCUGGCCUACAUUUUUAGUUCACUUUUCUAUCGGUUUAACUUGCUUCUGCAUAUCCUCCAUUUUCAUUUAUCGGCGGGAAAAGGCCUUUAUCAACAAAAUUAUAUUUUCUCGUGAUCAUGUGGACUGAAGAAUGGCUAACUGCCCCAAGAGAUUUUUGAGCCCUAAAACUGUAAAACAUGAAGAUUAGGGAGUCAAAGUCAAGACCCCUUUUAUUCAUUCAAGGGGAUUACAUGAUGAUAGAUAUAUCAUGUAGAAAUUCAAUUUCACUGCAGGAUUGUUAGGAAGAUAAUGAACAAUCUAACAACUUAUAAUGUUGCCACCGGAUGCCCUUACAAGCUAGAUUUAUUGCUAAUCACGCCCAUUAUUCCUUAGUCCUUAAUGCGCCACCCUCCUUCCCUCUCCCCCCCAAACCACCUUAUUCCCUCCAUCUUUCUCCACAUUAACUCAAACUCUGUAUUUUCGGUAAACCCAUUAAUCUUGUUGUACUUCCAUUUUGUUUUUCAUUUUCCAUGCUGCUAGAACUCGGUGGCGUGGAGUUUUGAUGAACUUGAGCAUGUGAAGUUCCUUUAAGUUUGUUCAUACAAGCUGAGGUAAUAUUGUAUUUCUCAAAUUAAUUACAAUACAUCAAAAUUGAAUAAUAGACUGAAUUCUGAGAUGCA
Messenger RNA from Jatropha curcas, 2370 nucleotides. RefSeq names its product lipid transporter. NCBI's taxonomy places the organism in Eukaryota, Viridiplantae, Streptophyta, Magnoliopsida, Malpighiales, Euphorbiaceae. Gene Ontology annotation, biological process: glycolipid translocation; dolichol-linked oligosaccharide biosynthetic process. Gene Ontology annotation, cellular component: endoplasmic reticulum membrane. The record is from RefSeq and is a predicted model, not a curated record.